AUGGCUGUAAGUACAAUUUACAAUGCACAGGAUACUACUGAAGAAGAUAGUCUUGUAGCUCUUGCUACAAGCUCACCUGUCCCGGCGCCGAGAGCUGCCAGACGCUGUACGAGAUCUCGGAUUUGGUGGUCGCUUACGCGCAGGCGCAUCCCAACCGAGCAAGCUGCCCUCGCCGCGAGCGACAGCGACAGCGAUGACAAGAUCAACUGGAAAAGCAAGCUGGCCAUCGAAGCGACUGAGUGCGUUUUCCGUGGCGUCCAUCUCUCUGCUCCGCCCUUCCCGUUUAGACAACGCUGGGAUGCAAAUGCUCGUCAUGAGAUAGGCGAGAGAAAGAACAGAGGCAGAAAGCGCAAGAGAAGAGAGUAUGAAGAGUACGACGACGAGGAGUACGACUACUUUAAUAACGAGGACUUUCAGAAGAUGUACGAUACCAUUGCUGCUACUCUUGCUACUGUUGCUGCGGCGCAUACCACUGCUCAUCCGACGAAGCGGCGGAAGAAGGCGAUGAAAAAGAAGAAGCAGGGUGGUGCUGCUGGUGGUGAUGGUGCUGCUGCUCCUGCAGGCAGCUCAGUUUGA
Aspergillus novofumigatus IBT 16806 is the source of this 576-nucleotide messenger RNA. RefSeq lists its product as uncharacterized. The transcript has 2 exons. The record is from RefSeq and is a predicted model, not a curated record. Bases 1 to 576 code for a protein of 191 amino acids. Lineage: Eukaryota; Fungi; Ascomycota; Eurotiomycetes; Eurotiales; Aspergillaceae.